AUGAAAACAAAUAUUUUAAUAUACUCUAAAAUCGUAAAUCCUUCAGUUUGUAAAAUUUUGAAAGCAAUAUUGGGUACAAAUUAUGAUAUUAUUCAAAUAGAUUCAAAUGAUUUGUUGAUGAAUUCCUGGUUUGAAAUAACUUCUUGUUUAAUAUUUUUAUCUUCGAAUAAAUUAAAUAUUAAUCAACAAUUAUUCAUUCAAAAAGAAUUUAAUAAUAACAUUCUCUUUGAAAAAAAAUUUGAGGACUAUCUAAAAUCCGGUGGUAAUUAUUUGGAUCCUAUUGUUGAAAUUCCUUUAAAAUUAAACAGAGAAAGUUUGUUAAAUCAUCUUCCUUUCGUUCAAAAUCAAAUUGAAAUUCCUUGUGAUAAUUCAAUCGGUUAUUUUGAUAGUUUGGGAGACAAUGUUACUUCUAUUGCUACAUAUAAUAAUUCUUCAACUAUAAUUCAAUAUGAUAUUGGUAAUGGGAAGGUCAUUUUAUGUGGUCUUGAUCCUUUCUUUAAUAUCGUUAAACUUGAACAGAAACAUUUAAUAAGAAGUUUAUUUUCAACUUUUGGUUUAAAUUUAUCUCAAAAUAAUGAAAGUACCCCUUCACAAUUAUCUUUUACUCUACACUUAACCUCAAUAAGACCUGCUUUAACAAAUCUUUGGUUAAAUAAUAUAAAUUCUUUAACGGAUUCUAAUAAUAUUAUAAAAGCGUCAAAUGAUUCCUUUAGAAUUAUUGUUAACUCUCAUGACAGUGAUUUAUCUCAAGAUGCAAAUAAAGAUGAUAAUAUGGAUAUUCCAAAAUCUAUUAUUGUUUAUCGUGAUCAACCUCCUCCUCUGUCAACCACACCUUUCUUUAAUUUUAAAGAUUUCUUUGAUCACCUUUCAAAAGAAAGGAAUAUCGAAAGUGGUGGCGGUAACAAAAUGGAAUUUGGUUCAACUGUGCUUUAUGGUGAAGUGGUAUCAAGUACACAAACAUUACUAGACAAGAACUUUAAAUUUACUCAAAAUUUGCCUACUGGGUUCGUUUGUACAGCUACACAACAGAAUCAAGGACGCGGUCGUGGUAAAAAUUCUUGGAUUUCACCUCUUGGAUGUCUUCAGUUCUCUGUUGUCUUAAGACAUCCAUCGAACAUAGCCUCUGUUGUUUUUAUACAAUAUCUCUUAUCAUUAGCGGUAGUAGAAGCUAUUAGAACAAAAAAAGGUUACGAGGAUCUUCCUCUUAGAUUGAAAUGGCCAAAUGACAUCUAUACCGAAAAUUUUAAAAUUGGAGGUGUUAUCAUUAAUUCGCAUUUCGUUCAAGACGAAUUUCUUCUGAUCGCAGGUUGUGGAGUUAAUUUAAGUAAUUCAGCACCUACAACCUCCGUUAACCGCAUAAUAUCUCUAUAUAAUCAUGAUAAUAAAUCUCAAUUAAAGGAAUUUUCUCAAGAACAACUUUUGGCCUCUAUUCUCGUAAAAUUUGAAUCAUUUUACAAAGAAUUUUGUAGUCAUAAAAAUGGGUUUGAACCCUUUCUUGAUAUUUAUUAUAAAAGAUGGUUACAUAAGGAUCAGAUUGUCACUUUGGAAGCAUUUAAUAAUAGGAGAGCCCGUAUUAUUGGGAUUACUACGGAUUACGGUUUUUUGAAAGCCAGGUUCAUUAGUGAGGAUGAUGAUAAUUUGGAAGAAAUAAUUUUACAGCCUGAUGGAAAUAGUUUUGAUAUGAUGAAAGGAAUGAUAUCUCGUAAAUCAUAA
This is a messenger RNA of Funneliformis geosporum, 1713 nucleotides long. NCBI's taxonomy places the organism in Eukaryota, Fungi, Glomeromycota, Glomeromycetes, Glomerales, Glomeraceae. The record is from the annotation of a GenBank genome assembly.